Messenger RNA from Penicillium egyptiacum, 1026 nucleotides. The record is from the annotation of a GenBank genome assembly. NCBI's taxonomy places the organism in Eukaryota, Fungi, Ascomycota, Eurotiomycetes, Eurotiales, Aspergillaceae.
AUGGGAAAAGCCGGUCGCGUUGCGUGUAUCUUCACGCCCUAUGUCUUGACCAUUGCAUCAUUAAUCUGCAUCAUUAUGGUGGGAUUGGGUUGCACAAAAGCCAGUUCUGAUACCUUGAACAAUUUAUACUUCAUUCGGCUCGACCUCUCAAACAUAAGUCAAGGAUCGGGGGUUACAUCAGAAAUCACAGACCGUCUAGCGGAUGCUGGCAUCACUUCCGUCACCGCAGAAGAGGUCUCGGCGACCAUCAAAACCUUCCAGGAUGAUGGCAACAUCGCUGAUUUCUACGACAUUGGUCUCUGGGGCUACUGCGAGGGAAAUUCCACCAACGGCAAGGAUACCGUCUCCACCUGCACAGACCCCAAGGCCCAGUUCUACUUCAAUCCGUCUUCAAUCCUUGGCAUGAGCGAGGCCCAACUUGAGAAGGAGCUUGGCAGCGGCAUGAAGAAGACCAUGAAUGUUUACAAGGCUGUCUCCAAGUGGAUGUUCAUUGCCUACCUAGUCGCCUUUAUUGCCACCUGCGCCCAAGUCCUGCUUGGUAUCUUCGCUAUCUUCAGUCGCUGGGGCAGUUGCGUCACCACCAUUGUCUCGAUUGUUUCGUUCCUCUUCACCCUUGGCGCAUCCCUUACCUCGACCAUCAUGUUCUCCAUCGCAAAGGGCUCCCUCGGCACAGCCCUCAAGGUCUAUGGUGUUGAGGUAGACCUGGGUAAGAACAUCUACGUCGCCACUUGGCUUGCAGUCGCGUUCUCACUGGCAGCCACCUUCUUCUGGAUGUUCAGCACCUGCUGCUGCUCCGGCCGCUCACCCUACGGCCACAAGGAUCGCCACAACACCCGCGGCAGUAUCACUGCAGAGAAGGCUCCCUACACUUAUGAGCCCAUCGGUGCCGCCCACCCUCCUUUCGGUUCUCAGCAGCCCCAGCACGGUUACUCUACCUCCUACCCUCCUCCCCCCCACCACAAUGAUAUCCCCAUGACCCACCACAACCAGCAGUCAAGCGCCUACGAGCCCUUCCGUCAUGCGUAA